Molecule: messenger RNA, 3575 nt
Organism: Echinops telfairi (small Madagascar hedgehog)
Lineage: Eukaryota; Metazoa; Chordata; Mammalia; Afrosoricida; Tenrecidae
Gene: TRIM46
Product: tripartite motif containing 46
Exons: 10
Coding region: 437-2899 (820 amino acids)
Molecular function (GO): zinc ion binding; protein binding
Source: RefSeq, a predicted model, not a curated record
CGGGCAGCGGCGGGGACGGUAGGGCCAUGGCCGAGGGUGACGAGAUGCAGACCUUCACUUCCAUCAUGGACGCACUGGUCCGCAUCAGUGUAAGUUGAGGUGGGGUCGAGGGGCAAGGGAGGUCCGGGGCAGGCCGGAACCUGGGACAGGUGUGGAUUUGGAUUCGGGGAGAUGCUGGGAUGUGUGCCGGGUGUCGAAGGGGCUGACGACGCGGAAAUCAGAAAUCCGGGUGCAGGUGUGAGAGUAAUCCCGGGCUGCUCAGAGGCGUCUGUGCCGGGGUGUGAGGAGCUAGGAGCUGCCCAGUCGCGGCGGGUGGGCUGGGAUGGCGGCCAGCUGUGCACCCGGGCUGGGGCUGGGUGGCGGAGGAGGGGGCUCUGCUAGGAAGAGGGGCGUGUGGAGCUUGGAAAAUUAAAAACUCAGGACACGUGGGGGUGCGAUGAAGGAUACUCCCCAGGGUGCUGUCCCCAAUUUGGACCUUCUUGAAGACCCCACCGCACCGCACCCCCACUCGGGGGCCGCCUCGGAGCCCGCGGUUGUCUUGACAACCGGUGCCCGGCUCUCCCAGGGGCGGUGCCAACCUUGCUCCCCCCCACCACUUCCUUCCACCUCCCUCCCUGCCCCUCCCUCCUUUGUGUCAGCUGCGCCCCUGACCGGGAUGGCUGCGAAGAGAGGGAUCAAGACGAGCAUGAAGAACAUGGAGAAGGAACUGCUGUGCCCAGUGUGUCAAGAGAUGUACAAGCAGCCACUGGUGCUGCCUUGUACCCACAACGUCUGCCAGGCCUGUGCCCGGGAGGUGCUGGGCCAGCAGGGCUAUGUGGGCUAUGGUGGGGACCCCAGCUCGGAGCCUACCUCUCCUGCGUCGACCCCGUCCACCCGCAGCCCCCGCCUUUCCCGCAGGACUCUCCCCAAACCAGAUCGCCUGGACCGGCUGCUUAAGUCAGGCUUUGGGACAUACCCGGGGCGGAAGCGAGGCGCUUUGCACCCCCAGGUGAUCGUGUUCCCGUGCCCAGCCUGCCAGGGUGAUGUGGAACUGGGGGAGAGGGGCCUGGCGGGACUCUUCCGGAACCUGACUUUGGAGCGGGUGGUGGAGCGGUACCGGCAGAGUGUGAGUGUGGGCGGUGCCAUCCUGUGCCAACUGUGCAAGCCCCCUCCUCUGGAGGCCACCAAGGGCUGUGCGGAGUGCCGAGCCACCUUCUGCAAUGAGUGCUUCAAGCUCUUCCACCCCUGGGGCACCCAGAAGGCCCAGCAUGAGCCCACCCUGCCCAGCCUCUCCUUCCGCCCCAAGGGCCUGAUGUGCCCAGACCACAAGGAAGAGGUGACCCAUUACUGCAAGACGUGCCAGCGGCUUGUAUGCCAACUCUGCCGCGUGCGGCGUACCCACAGUGGGCACAAGAUCACACCGGUGCUCAGCGCCUAUCAGGCCCUCAAGGACAAGCUGACAAAGAGCCUGACAUACAUCCUGGGAAAUCAGGACACGGUGCAGACCCAGAUCUGUGAGCUAGAGGAGACCGUGAGGCACACAGAGGUGAGUGGCCUGCAGGCCAGGGAAGAGGUAUCCCAGCUGGUGCGGGGGCUGGGGGCUGUGCUGGAGGAGAAGCGGGCAUCACUGCUUCAGGCCAUUGAGGAAUGCCAGCAGGAGCGGCUGGCCCGCCUCAGCGCCCAGAUCCAGGAGCACCGGAGCCUGCUGGAUGGCUCGGGGCUGGUGGGCUACGCCCAGGAGGUCCUUAAGGAAACAGACCAGCCCUGCUUUGUGCAAGCAGCCAAGCAGCUGCACAACAGGAUCGCCCGAGCAACUGAGGUCCUCCAGACCUUCCGGCCAGCGGCCAGUUCCUCCUUCCGCCACUGCCAGCUGGACGUGGCCCGUGAGAUGAAGCUGCUGACGGAGCUUAACUUCCUGCGAGUGCCGGAGGCGCCGGUCAUCGACACCCAGCGCACCUUCGCCUACGACCAGAUCUUCCUGUGCUGGCGGCUGCCCCCUCAUUCGCCGCCUGCCUGGCACUACACCAUUGAGUUCCGGCGCACAGACGUGCCACCCCAGCCGGGUCCCACCCGCUGGCAGCGGCGGGAGGAGGUGAGGGGCACCAGCGCCCUGCUGGAGAACCCCGACACGGGCUCUGUGUACGUGCUGCGCGUCCGCGGCUGCAACAAGGCCGGCUACGGCGAGUACAGCGAGGACGUGCACCUGCACACGCCCCCUGCGCCAGUCCUGCACUUCUUCCUCGAUGGCCGCUGGGGUGCAGGUCGAGAGCGGCUGGCCAUCAGCAAGGACCAGCGCGCGGUGCGGAGCGUCCCUGGGCUGCCCCUGCUGCUGGCGGCCGAGAGGCUGCUGACUGGAUGUCACCUGAGUGUGGAUGUGGUCCUGGGGGACGUGGCCGUGACCCAGGGCCGCAGCUACUGGGCCUGCGCCGUGGACCCAGCUUCCUACUUGGUCAAGGUGGGCGUCGGGCUGGAGAGCAAGCUUCAGGAAAGCUUCCAGGGUGCCCCGGAUGUGAUCAGCCCCAGGUACGACCCGGACAGCGGGCAUGACAGCGGUGCAGAAGAUGCCACCGUGGAGGCGCCGCCCCCCUUUGCCUUCCUGACCAUCGGCAUGGGCAAGAUCCUGCUGGGGGCGGCGGCGGCGAGCGCCAGCGCCGGGCUGACCGGGAGGGACGGCCCCGCGGCCGGCUGCACCGUGCCGCUGCCGCCCCGACUGGGCAUCUGCCUGGACUACGAACGGGGCCGGGUCUCCUUCCUGGACGCAGUGUCCUUCCGCGGGCUCAUGGAGUGCCCCCUGGACUGCUCAGGGCCCGUCUGCCCAGCCUUUUGCUUCAUCGGCGGCGGGGCGGUGCAGCUCCAGGAGCCCGUGGGCACUAAGCCGGAGAGGAAGGUCACCAUUGGCGGCUUCGCCAAGCUGGAUUGACCGCUCUUCGGGGCCCUGGCUCCCCAAGCCUCCUGGUGCCGGCUUAGUCCCCGGCAACGUCGUGCCCCCCAAACUGCCUAAAACGUGGCCCCGACCUGCCCCUGUGUCUGUGUCUCCCCAGGCCCCUCUUCUCUCCAUUGCCUGUUAGCCCUGCCCCUGCCCCAUGCCCAGUCCUUGGCACCUAGGGCACCUAGCCUAAAGGCCCCGAAAGCGUCCCUGCCCAUCCCUGUCCUGUGCUCCUCCGAAGGCUGGCCAGGAGGGAGGGCACCUCAACAUCAGGUGUUAUCUGCAGCUCUGCCCAGCUCCCUGUCCCGGGCAUGCCCAAUGACAUCCAACCUUGGGGUGGACACUGGCCAGGCACCCCCUGGUGAGGGGAGGGGGACCCUGGCACGCUGCUUUACUUGGGUCUUCAUGCCCCCAGCCGCAUGCCCCAUAGGCCCUUCCUCAAUUUCCUGCAUGCUUCACCCAGUCCACACUCAUGCCAAUGUGCCAUGUCUCCCUUGGGGCCCCUUUCUGAGGCUGGAUGUCCCCACUGGGUUGGGCCAGGCAAGGCCUCUGGUGCCCACUGGUGCCCACCCGUGGUGGGUACUGCUAGGCCUGGGCCAAGCAACAGCUGUGAACGUCAUGGUUUAUCAACAAUAAACUGUGGUGCAAGGCACUUUUCUGCCUUCCCUGA